Molecule: messenger RNA, 1143 nt
Organism: Linum tenue
Lineage: Eukaryota; Viridiplantae; Streptophyta; Magnoliopsida; Malpighiales; Linaceae
Source: the annotation of a GenBank genome assembly
AUGGAAACCGUCCACCGCACCACUGUGGUGAUCAUCGGCGCCGGCCCCGCCGGCCUAGCCACCUCCGUCUGCCUCUCCAAGCUCGCCAUCGCCAACACCAUCCUCGAGAAAGAAAACGUCACUUGCUCCCUGUGGAAGCACCGAGCCUACGACCGCCUCCGCCUCCACCUCGCCAAGCAGUACUGCAACCUCCCCUUCGCGCCGCCCCACGCCGCCUCCACCCCGACCUUCAUGUCCAAGGACCACUUCACGGCCUACGUCGAGAGCUACGUGUCCCGCUUCCAAAUCGAGCCCCGGUUCGACUGCCUCGUGACCCGGGCGGCUCAUGGGAUGGGCAAGUGGAGGGUGGAGACGGCGCGGGGGGAGGUCUACGAGGCGGAGUUUCUGGUCGUGGCGGCGGGGGAGAACGGCGUGCCGUUUGUUCCCGAGGUGGAUGGGAUGGAAGGGUUUGGCGGCGUGACGCUUCACUCUAGUGGUUACAGGAACGGGGAGGAGUUUAAGGGGAAGGAUGUGUUGGUGGUCGGGUGUGGGAACUCCGGCAUGGAGAUCGGGCUCGAUUUGUGCAACCAUGGUGCUCGUGCUUCUAUUGUCGUGAGGGGACCGUUUCAUGUGGUGACGAGGGGGAUGGUGCAUUUGGGAAUGCAAAUGCUGAAAUACGUGAAGAUGAAGUACGUCGACUCCAUCGUUGCAUCCAUGGCGAGCUUCUACUACAGGGAUUUGCCCAAGUACGGGAUUCACCGCCCGGCCCUGCAGGGCCCUUUCACCCACAAGUCCACCACCGGGAAAACUCCGGUCAUCGACGUCGGCACCGUCGACCGAAUCCGCUCCGGACAAAUCCAAGUCGUCCCGGGAAUUGAGAGAGUACUGAAAGGAACGAACGAGGUGGAGUUCGCAGAUGGCACGACGCGUCGUUUUCAUGCAAUCCUGUUUGCUACUGGUUAUAGAAGCUCUGCAAAUAGUUGGCUCGAGGAUUUCAGCUACAUAUUUAACGGGGAGGGGAUGCCUAAAAAUGAAAUGCCAAACCACUGGAAAGGAGAGCAUGGGAUCUACUGUGCUGGAUACUCGAUGAUGGGUAUUAAUGGAAUUUCCAAGGACGCCGCCGCAAUUUCGGAAGACAUCAUCAGCCAAAUUAUGAAGAACUAG